UAUCCUCUCUCAUUAUCAAAUUCCCCUUCCCAUAAGAAACCGCUUCCUACUUGUUUGUAUCAAUAAUUCAUCAUUAAAAAACUGUCCCAUUGUUUUAUCCUACUUGAAUACUCAUUCAUGGCCCCUUUUGCCGUUUCAUGUAUUCUGUGCACAAGAUCUUUCAUGUCUUCUUGAUCGAUCGUCUGUUUUUUACUGUAACUUCGUUGACUCUUGUAAUUGGUAUAAAACUAUAACCAGUUAUGGCAUACCCAUGUCUUGAUUUGUAGAUCAAUUGUGGGUUUUGUUGAAGAAUCGAUGUUGCAAGUUAAGAAUUUAGUGGAAAUCAGAUGUGGGUGAUUCGUAGUGGAGCAAUGGGUAUGGGUUGUUUCGGUGCUUUUGAUGCAUGUAAAGCAAGAACUAGAAAGCUUCCAGAUGAUAUUGCUACUAACAACAUUAAACAGUUCUCCUAUAAUUCGUUGAGAUCGGCUACAAGAGACUUUCACCCAUCAAAUAGAAUCGGUGGAGGUGGUUUCGGAGUUGUUUAUAAGGGGGUUUUGAGAGACGACACUCAUAUUGCAGUCAAGUCGCUUUCUGCUGAAUCAAAACAAGGGACAAUUGAAUUCUUGACAGAGAUCAAAACGAUUUCAGGCAUCCGACAUCCAAAUCUUGUUCAACUUAUAGGUUGUUGUGUGGAGGAUGGUCACCGGAUUUUGGUAUAUGAGUACCUCAAGAACAACAGUCUUGCUAGUGCUUUACUUGGCUCAAGAGGCAAACACCUAAACCUUGAUUGGGCUACACGAGCUCAUAUAUGCAAGGGCACUGCAUCAGGAGAUUUUGGACUCGCAAAACUUUUCCCUGACAAUGUCACUCACGUUAGCACUCGAGUUGCUGGAACAGUGGGAUACUUGGCUCCAGAGUACGCUUUAUUGGGUCAACUUACAAAGAAAGUGGAUGUAUACAGUUUUGGAGUACUUAUGCUUGAAAUUAUAAGUGGUAGAAGUAAUAGUAAGGCGGCCUUUGGCGAGGAUCUCCUGGGUCUCGUUGAGUGGGCAUGGAAGCUAAAAGACGAAGAAAGACUUCUAGACAUUGUGGACCCUGACCUAACAGAAUGUCCAGAUGACGAAAUUAUGCGAUUUAUUAUAAUUGCACUCUUUUGUACACAAGCGGUUUCAAACCAAAGACCAUCAAUGAGGCAAGUAGUUGAGAUGCUCACCAAAAAAGUCAACCUCAACAUUAGAUUGUUGACCGAACCAGGGAUAUACAAGCCGAAUUCGUCCUCUAGUCGUUCUAAAGGUGGUGUGUCACAAGUAACAACAAAAAGUGGAGCAUUUAAUGGUCGGAAAUCAAUAAAUCCUUUUAUAACUACUUCACCACAUGUUAGUAAUUCUUUCAGCAGUAUGUCACAAAUGUUUCCUAGAUAAUCAUUAUAUUCAAAUUACUUAAACCAAAGGGUUUCUUAGGUUAUGUACCAUAGCUUUGUAGUUGUUUUUCCUUAUAGCGUGAUCACGAGUCACUUUAAGAUGUAAAUGUAACAC
Messenger RNA from Lactuca virosa, 1514 nucleotides. Lineage: Eukaryota; Viridiplantae; Streptophyta; Magnoliopsida; Asterales; Asteraceae. The record is from the annotation of a GenBank genome assembly.